AUGGCUACUGCCUAUGCAGUGGCAAGGUUGUAUGCUGCCGCUGAAGCAUAUGUUGAAGCCUUGGAGAAGUCAGUUAGGGGAGAAGCAGUUAGAGAAAACUUGGGGCUUAGUGAAAGAACUCCCCCUGUUAGGUCUAAAAGUAGCGUGCUGGCAGUUGAAGCGUUUGGUAGAAUCGGACAACUCAACCGAGCUGAAGAACUUUGGUUAGAGAUGAAGUCAGUAAAGGGGCUGAAAACCACUGAGCAGUUCAAUUCUAUGAUAUCUGUCUAUUCCAAGCAUUGCCUUAUUGAUAAAGCAUCCAAGGUUUUCCGGGAGAUAAAGACGGUUGGCUGCCAACCAAAUGCCAUAACUUUCCGGCAUCUUGCUUUGGGUUGCUUAAAAGCAGGACUGGUAGAGGAAGCCAUUAAGACUCUAGAGUUGGGGAUGAGUUCGAUGAUGAGCAACGUGGUGAGGAAUUCUACCCCAUGGUUGGAGACCACUCCUUCGAUAAUCUCGGGUUUUGCCGAGAAGGGUGAUGUAGGGAAUGCUGAGAAGUUGUUUGAUGAACUUGCAAUAGCCAAGUAUUCAAGACAUACUUUCGUAUACAACACUUUGAUUAAGGCUUAUGUGAAAGCCAAAGUUUAUGAUUCAAACCCUUUGAAGAGGAUGAUUCUCGGAGGAGCCAGGCCGGACGCAGAAACCUGUAGUCUGAUGAAACUUGCCGAGCAGUUUCAAGCCUGA
Malus domestica (apple) is the source of this 720-nucleotide messenger RNA. Its product is annotated as pentatricopeptide repeat-containing protein At1g07590, mitochondrial-like. Lineage: Eukaryota; Viridiplantae; Streptophyta; Magnoliopsida; Rosales; Rosaceae. Gene Ontology annotation, molecular function: protein binding. Gene Ontology annotation, cellular component: mitochondrion. The record is from RefSeq and is a predicted model, not a curated record.